AUGGACUCGCAUCCGAUGCCUGGUGAUGGUGUGCAGCCAUUCCACCCACAACCAGUUCCAUCCGUUGUCAACCACAAACAGCGGGGCCAAAAGCAUCCUCGCAAGGGAAAACAGCGCCAGAAUCACCCUUCUGCUGGCAGCAAUAAUGGCCCCCCUAAGCACACCCAAUCCCAAUCAUGUUACAACUGUGGUUCCUUGGAGCAUUGGGCCCAGCAAUGCCCGGAACCCCGCCGCGAGUUUCCCACGGGUGGUAUGAAACCUGGUCGUCCACCAAAACGACAGAAAACUACAGUUUCUUACCAUGCCCAUUAUCAGGGCGACCCGUUUUACGACAAAUCGCAUCCGGGCCCUCAAAGGGGUUAUACUCACCCGCCCGUAGCACAUCCAACAUAUCAACCCAGACCAAUGUCAGCCUCAACAUAUGGCUCUCCAACAUCCAUGUCUGCCCACCCCUAUUCAGCUGGUCCAUGGCCCCAUGAACCCUUGCCCCCGCAAUAUAAUUCACCCCAAUCGUAUGGAUUGCCAACGUCCACGAGUGCCUAUAACCCGCAGUUCUCAAGUCCAACUGCUAUGCCGCCCCCCCGGGGCUAUUUUCACCCUCAGUACCCAUCUCAGUUUGCGGAGCCCGAAUAUCAUCGAAAGUCUUUCGAUCGUCACCAACAAAUGCCGCCACACGUGGGUAACAAUCGGCAAUCUAGGAAAAAGUGGCGUCGUUCAGAUAAUGUACCCGCAAUCGCUCUUCCAGUAGAACCCUGGAUGGAAGAAUUACAGUCCCUUGACAUCCCCGAGUCAAACUCUGGUCAAAAUGAAAUUGUUUGGAGGCCAGCUGUUCAAGUUGCCCGCCCUCUUCCUUCAACUUUUGAUGAACGUGACGAUAUUGGAAUGCUCCCGCCCUUUACGACACUGCCACCUGGCAUGUCUGUGUCAAAAUACAUCCUGGACAAGGGUCCCGAGGAGUUUGUCGACAACAUUAGAAACACUGAGGAUUGGCCAUUCGUAAUGGCAGAUCCCAUAUUUUUAGAGAUUUCAACAGAAUGUGAACUUGUAUCAAUCGAUGAGCUCAUCUCGCGCCGCAAGCUGAUAUUUGAAACCCAUCGUAUCGAACCCCCCCCUCCAGUUGAGGAACCCGACGGUGGCCUGGAACAAGACGACGAAAUAGAUGGAGAAAAUCACUCUCAAGAAAACUAUGGCUCCGUCGUCAGUUCAAAUGAAGCAGGUGACGAUCGAGCCAUGAGUGGGGGGCAUUCCAGUGAAUACUCACACACGCCAUUGUGUAGUCCAAAGGCGGGGUAUAGAGACGAUAUGUCCUCUACUGGAUCAUACCAAGCCGAUGAUAGAGGCUCAUUCAGGGAAAGUGCAUCUCCAGAUGCACCGGAGGAUCCAGUCUCCCCUGAUCCGAGAACAAAUUACGAGUAUCACGAGUUUCAGGAUCGCCAAGACUCAAAACAACACUAUUCCAAACCUGGCAAAAACUCCACGAGUGACAAACGGCGGAAUCAACGAAUCCAGCGAGAUCGCAGACAGCAGAUGGAUUUUUCAACCCGCAAAUCUGGUCAGCUCGAUGGCAGGCGCAAUGCGCCAUUUGACUGUCGAGGAGGACGUUCUGGUUAUUUGAACCCCCAAGAUCGACGAAAGCAAAAGCAGCAGCAGUUCAAGGGUGGUGCUAAAACAAAAGCCAAAAAAGUGCCGAAUAAUCGUGGGCGGCCACCGUACAAUUCCAUUUCAGAGGGCCAUCUUCACGAGAACUAUGAUAACAGAUGUGGUCUGGAUGGCAAUACCGGUCGCAGUCAUAAUGAAGACCCAAGUCAACCCAAACGUUCCCAUGGCUAUGCUGACAUUCAACAAAGCGAUCACCAUCAUCCCCAUGACCAGGUUGAUUUCGAGCAUAACAGUCGAAAAAGGAGCAGGCAAGAUGAGUCUCUCGGCACACCUGAAGAACCCAUGCGCCAAGAAGAUGAUAUUACUCCAAAGAUAAGGCGACGUCAACCCCAUGUCGCAGAGGCCUACAGGUAUGACUUGCAUCAACCUAACAUUCUUGCUAUUCACUAA
Molecule: messenger RNA, 2049 nt
Organism: Paracoccidioides lutzii Pb01
Exons: 4
Coding region: 1-2049 (682 amino acids)
Molecular function (GO): nucleic acid binding; zinc ion binding
Source: RefSeq, a predicted model, not a curated record